CGCUGACCUGAUGCAGCUCAUAACAGACCACCAGGCGCACCGGCAGUCCUGUCUCUGCUGACUCAGUGCCUUACCAGCAGUCACUUCGCCCCGCAAUACCGCAUCCAGCAACCGACGCAGCCUCCUCCGCCCAACCGGCACCACCACCGAAGAAAUGGCUAAGACCGCAAUUGCAUACAAAGAGAAGAUGAAGGAGAUCUCCGUUCUCUCAUUCAUCUGCUCUUGUCUGUACCCGGAGACCCACAAAAACAUCAUGGGGGACUUCGAAGACAUGGACAUCAAGCCGAUUAACAAGCGAGCCUCAGGCCAGGCCUUCGAGGUCAUCCUGAAGCCGACCUCCCCCGUGUCUGAUGCUGCCCACUGCGUCACCACCCCCCCAAAGAGGGACGUUUCCCUGGAGGACAUCCAGAAGAAACUGGAGGCAGCCGAGGAACGGAGGAGAUCCCAGGAGGCCCAGGUGCUCCGGGCCCUGGCCGAGAAGCGCGACCACGAGCGCGACGUGCUGCUGAAGGCCAUGGAGGAGAACAGCGCCUUCAGCCGCAUGGCCGAGGAGAAGCUCCAGGUGAAGAUGGAGCACAUCGAGGAGAACCGGCAGGCUUACCUGGCGGCCAUAAUGGAGCGCCUGCAGGAGAGGGAGAGGCAUGCCCAGGAGGUGCGCCGGAACAAGGAGUUGAGAGAAGAAAUUACAGCGUGAGAAGCCCCAACAGGAUCUACACCCCCCCCCACCCCCCCCAACUCCAACCCCAACCACCACCCCGACCUUGAGGAACACCCCCCGUCCCCACCCUUAUCCCCACAUAUCCCCACCUUCUCCGCCCCUCCGCCAUACUCCCCCCAUACUACUAUGAAACUACCGCAGCCCGAGACGCCACCCCGACACAGUGGGAGGUUCAAAUGGGGGGUGGGGGAGGAAAGAAAACAGCAAAAACAUGAUUUAGGCAAAACAAAAUUAAUAUGUCCCACCCACAAUAUUUUAGCCCCGUUUCAAUUGAGAAGAAAAAAAUCAAAUUGAGAAGUGACAGUGGGUAUUGGUUUUUGUAAAUACUUCUUUUUUUGUUAUAUACAGUACGAUACAAGCAGCAAAAGUAUUGCAGUGUGCCAUUUUUUUCUAUAUAGGUUUCCUCUCUCCUGCUUGAAAAUGGAUGUAAUUAUUUGUUCAUUGUAAGCUUUUGUUUUGUUCAUUUCAGCCCGAGAAUGGCUUCGGGCGUAGGUGUUUGUUGUGAGUUUGCCAGCUAGCCGAUGUUUGCCGCGACCCGCUUGCGUCCUCGCGAGACCCCACCCCCCCCGCUUCCAAUCCCUUGUCCCCGUGGAUGGGCCCUGGCUCGUUUGACCCGGCAGAUCUUUAAAAAAAAAAAGAAAAAAAGAGAGAGAAUUGGAUCUGUGCUUGGUUGGAGUGAUUUUCCACCCAGUUUUCAUGCCAAUUAGCGAGGGACAUGGGCGGGAGGUCCGCCAGAGGGAACGUGGGGGGGGGCGGUUCGCUUUGUCCGGGGACUGCAGGUAGUCGCUGCACAUCUACUCCUGUGAGGUAGAUGGUGAUUGUACCACAGGAGAACACUAUAGCAUUUAAUGAGCCCAUCCUCUUCCCCCUCCCCCUCCGUCUGCAACCUCCUCAUCUCUCCACAUGAGUACAUACUGUAGAAGCGCUCACUCACACGCUCUGCCACAUGGGCGGGCCUUUAGCCAAUCACAGCACAGAGCUCAAGAGGAGCUCGCUCGAUUCUGUCCAUCUGGCCGUGGAACGCUCACCAAAACAUUCUUCUCCAACAACAACUCGCGGGCCUCUUAUAUUCUUCAGAAGCAAGCUUCCAAUCACAAGUUACUGCAUUUACUAUACAACACUACUGAGGUUAGACGUGUUACUGUGAAUCUUGAGCUGGAGAAGUUACAAAUAAAUGGCAUCUUUCUCCAUUUCAUAGAGGCUAGAGUAGUGCCCAAAACGCCAUCAGCUCCUGCUGUAAUCAUCACACUUCACUCCAAGACACUGUCAACGCCACCGUCGGCACAAGAAAGAUACUUAAGCCAUAACAGGUAUAGCUGCAACAAUGAUCAAAAACAACAAGUAUUGCCGUCUGUGAAGGUGUUCAGGAGUGUAUUAAAGGAAUGCCGGUCACACUCGCACGGCAAGCCAAUAGGUGUGUGUGUGAGUGUGUGGGUGUGUUUUGCGGAUAUGGCAGGUAGAUAACAGAAUGUUUGUGCCAUAUGAUAUUGACCCGGUGAUGUAAAAUCGAUGCCAUUACAGUGUGUAACAUCACAGACAGUAACAUCACAUCCUACCUGCCUCUCUCUUUCUCUCCUCUGUCCAUUUGUGUGUAUCCCUCCUCUCCACGUAUAUCUUUGUGAGCAAGCAGUUAAUAAAGAUUUGGGGUUCAGUGAAUGAAA
Molecule: messenger RNA, 2379 nt
Organism: Pungitius pungitius (ninespine stickleback)
Lineage: Eukaryota; Metazoa; Chordata; Actinopteri; Perciformes; Gasterosteidae
Gene: stmn2b
Product: stathmin 2b
Exons: 5
Coding region: 155-694 (179 amino acids)
Biological process (GO): neuron projection development; regulation of microtubule polymerization or depolymerization; microtubule depolymerization
Cellular component (GO): cytoplasm; growth cone; neuron projection
Molecular function (GO): tubulin binding
Source: RefSeq, a predicted model, not a curated record